ACCUGCACCACACAACCGGUCCCCCUUUCCUGUUCGCUUGCCGAUGGCCGCCCAUGGGAGAAAUUCCACGACCCCUUCUUUCCUUCCUUUCCCCACGGCUCGGCUCCUGCUCCCCUCCUCGCGCGGCUGCACGCACUGGGCUGGAUGAGGUACCAUCAACCACCUGCACCCCCCUCGCAUCCCCGUAUCGCCGCGGUGCCUCCAUGUCUUGGGUCUUCCCAAAUCAUGUUACUGCAUCCAAAAGGUGUACCGUAUGGAUACAAACACACACGCCGCAUGAGGUGCCGCACUACACCAUUGUAGUUACUACUACCUCAUUGCUGGAGACAACCUACAACACUAGAGAGUGCCUGCCGCGGCAAGACUUCCCUUCCCAUCCCAUCCCGUCUCAUCGGCCACGACGGUUCUUGCUGGCUGUUGAUAGCGAGUUGACUUCCAGGUUCGCCCUUUCCCCAAAGUUACCUGAGCUGAAGGCUACGACUUCCUCGCAUCGGGUUGGCCGCUCGCCCUGCUUUUUGCCCUGCGUGGUCUGGUUCCGGGCGGCGUACCUUCCUCUUGUACCCUGGUCUGCCAUAGUGGUGUUUAUUUCCCCCUUGUCGGCUGUUGGCGAGACAUGCCCGUGGUUGAGCAUCCCGUCCGUCCUUGGCCCUUGACGGAGGAAGAGGAGACACCAUCGUCAAGCGGAGAAAGCCCCAAAAAGCCGCCGACGUGUGUUGUUGCUCUCUCUCCCGUCUCUCUCUCUUUUUCUUUCAUGGUGCUUGCCUGCCCGGUGAUGGGCAAAUGAUGGGGGUGGGCGUGCUCCCAUUCCCAUCCACCCCGUCCCGUCCAUUGUCAGUCAGCCUGUCUCUCAUAUUACCUUACCUGAGGUUC
Molecule: messenger RNA, 870 nt
Organism: Colletotrichum acutatum
Lineage: Eukaryota; Fungi; Ascomycota; Sordariomycetes; Glomerellales; Glomerellaceae
Exons: 1
Coding region: 54-653 (199 amino acids)
Source: RefSeq, a predicted model, not a curated record